GGCCCGCGGGCCCAAACGUAUAUAAGGCAGCGUGCCCAGAGCCACAGAGCCGUCGGAGCAGCAGCGCUGCGCGCCCCGCGCCGCAAGCGCUUGGCUGCCUUGUUGGCUACUGCCGCUCUGUGCCUGCCAUUCGCGUCCCCACUGCACCGCAGUCUCCGCGCCACCUUUAUAGCCGCGCCUCACGACCUCUCCCGAGGUGCCAUGUGGAGAACGCAGAACGGACGUGCGGUGGCCCGAGCCCUGGUCCUGGCCACUCUGUGGUUGGCGGUGGCUGGGCGUCCCCUGGUUCGGCGAUCCCUGGCUCUGUCUGAUGAAGGGCCACUCAUUCUCUACGGCUGGGACAAGAGCACGCGCCUGCAGCACCUGUACGCCGCUGGUCCCCACCUCUCCAACUGCUUCCUGAAUAUCCGGAAUGACGGCUCCGUGGACUGCGAGGACGAACAAAACGAACGAAGUUUGCUAGAGUUCCGCGCGGUCGCUCUGAAGACGAUUGCCAUCAAGGAUGUCAGCAGCGUGCGGUACCUCUGCAUGAGCGCUGACGGCAAGAUACGGGGGCUGAUUCGUUACUCGGCCGAAGACUGCACCUUCACGGAGGAAAUGGACUGUUUAGGCUACAACCAGUACAAAUCCCCGAAGCACCACCUCCAUAUCAUCCUCAUCAGGUCCAAAUACAGGCAACAGCUCCAGAACAAAGGACCCUCAAAAUUUAUCCCCAUGUUCCCCCGGUCCUUCCUGGAAGCCAGGGACCAGCUGGAGUCUAAACUGUUUUCUCUGCCUCUGGAUCCCGACAGCAUGGAUCCAUUCGGGAUGGUGGAGGACAUGGAGAUGAAGAGUCCCAGCUUCCAGAAGUGACGCGGUUCUCACAGGAUGAAGAAAACCCUAGUGUCCCACGAACUUCCCCUUUAGGAAGAUGCGCUAGAGGCUGUACAUAUUCUAAGUCUCACAGUGACCAUGUGUGGUUUUAGUGGCUAGACUUGAUCAUGAACCAAAAUUGACCACCUGCUGUUGCGGUACCGAUACCCGUGACUUAGUGUGGCUGCCGACCUGUGGCUAGGUUACUCCAGUUCUGUUUGAAUACCUCAACUAAUGGGGAACUCGCUCCUGCGAAACAUUCUUAUUUUUGAGCCAAAUCUAUGUAAUUUGGACAUUUCCAGUAGGGCAGCCAGAAGAUGCGAAGUCAUUUAAAAUCCAUGUGCAGGAGGUGGGCUCUGAAGUGUGUGUUGACUGACUGGACCUUGUGGGGUCUCAACUUGCCCCCAAGUGCCCCCCCCCCCGCUAGAACCGACAGGGGUCACAAACUUGGGACAAAGGGCAGCCAGGAAAACCUUGGGAGCCUCGAAGGGUGGUUUGGGGAUUAAGAAUUCCAGCUGACCACUUAAUUGCCCUUUCCCCCACAUCUAGAUGUCAGAUGGAAGUGACCCUCAGCCAGGCUCAGGCGUGGACUCAGCUGAGUGGGUAGUAAAGCUGCCAUUUGCGCCCCAGCAGCUAAACUUGGUCACGUGCCUCCGGAUUUCCAGGGCCUGGAUCUGCCCAGGUCACUUCCCCUUCUCAGAGCUCACCUGGGCUCUCCAAGCCCAGAGCACCGAGCUCAUGGGCCACCCACUUGUGCCCUCCUGCCCCCAGCUCCUGGCUCUUACCCCUGGUCACCAAGCAUUGUGUGGCUCAGUGUGACCUCCGCUGCCUGUGUCAACCUGCACCCCUCAUUUGCAAAUGAACAACAAGAUUAGGAAGCCCUCAAUUUUCCAGCGACUGCAGGGGGGAUGUGGAAUCCUUUCCACAGCACUUACUUGGCAGCGUUGAUAUUUAUAAGUAAUUUAUUUUGUAUACAUCUCUUAUUUUCUUACUUUAUUUAUGCCCCAGAUCGUAUUUAUG
This is a messenger RNA of Peromyscus leucopus (white-footed mouse), 1872 nucleotides long. RefSeq names its product fibroblast growth factor 19 (gene Fgf19). Gene Ontology annotation, molecular function: fibroblast growth factor receptor binding; growth factor activity. The transcript has 3 exons. The coding region runs from base 202 to 852 and encodes 216 amino acids. Gene Ontology annotation, cellular component: cytoplasm; extracellular region. NCBI's taxonomy places the organism in Eukaryota, Metazoa, Chordata, Mammalia, Rodentia, Cricetidae. The record is from RefSeq and is a predicted model, not a curated record. Gene Ontology annotation, biological process: positive regulation of cell population proliferation; fibroblast growth factor receptor signaling pathway; positive regulation of protein phosphorylation.